UUAAUUAUUUGAAAAUUAUUCAAUUGAAGAUCUAAUUAGUAAUUUUUAAUUCAUCUUACUCGAUCGUUUCGUUCCUUUACGUACAGUGUUUGCAUUUAUUUCGUGUUUCAAGAGUAUAAAAUUUACGUCCAGUGUAAGUCAUUCAAGACUACUUUGUAAAAUAGUGUCCAAUGAACUGAACAAUAUUGGAAAUAAUUAUUUAAGAAACACUGUUUACAAGUUACACGAGUGCGGGCCAAUUUGUUGUCGAGCUUCAAGGCAACUUCCUAGUCUGUUCCUCUAAUGUUUAUCAUCUUUUAGAAAUUCGCCUAUUUUAGUACUUAUUAUUUUAGAUUUUUUAUUAAAUUAUUAUUAUAAAGUGCAAUCAUGUCCCUUUACAAGUACAUCGGAACCGUACACAAACUUUCAAUGCAGAAACACAUGAAUAGAAUAGGACGAAUGGCAUGGAGGAGCUUUCAGAGCGAUGUACAGAAUAAACACUUUAAACCUAAAGUAGUCCAGAAUGUUAUGGUUUUAACUUUCGAUACCCCAAAUGCUAAGGUAAAUUCUUUAAACCAAGAAGUAAUGGAUGAAGUAGUAACAAUGCUCAGAAAGGUCGAAAGUGACCCGAGCAUCAAAGGUGCUGUUCUUAUAUCUGGAAAACCAGGCUGUUUCAUCGCCGGAGCUGAUAUCUCCAUGUUAGAAAAAUUCAAAACAGCCGAAGAAGUACAACAGGUUUCCAAAAAUGGGCAAGAAGUAUUAUUCAAUAUAGAAAAUUCCACUAAACCUAUCGUAGCUGCUAUUCAAGGCUCUUGUCUUGGUGGUGGUUUAGAAGUAGCCAUGGCUUGUAAAUAUCGUAUCGCUGUCAAUGACCGUAAAACAGUAUUGGCUUUGCCGGAAGUCAUGUUGGGAUUAUUGCCUGGUGCCGGAGGCACUCAAAGAUUACCGAAAUUGACUUCGGUACCCGAUGCGUUAGAUCUGGCAUUAACGGGAAAAAAUGUAAACGCCAAUAAAGCGAGAAAAAUAGGAUUGGUUGAUCAAUUAGUAGAUCCUUUAGGCCCCGGACUUACCACACCCGAGCAAAGAACACGCGAAUACUUAGAAGAAAUAGCUAUUCAAGCUGCUGUUCAGUUAGCCGAUGGUGGCUUGAAACCAAAUAGGCAAACGAAAGGCUUAGUGAAUAAAAUUAUCAAUUUCGCUUUGAAGUACGAAUUCGCCCGAAAUUACAUAUUCGGCAAAGCUCGCGAGAAAGUUAUGAAAAUGUCUCAAGGACUUUACCCAGCUCCUUUAAGAAUAAUCGAUGUUAUAAAAACCGGAGUCGAAAAAGGACAAAGAGAAGGAUACAUCGCCGAAUACACCGCUUUCGGUGAAUUAUCCCAGACACCGCAGAGCAAAGGAUUAAUAGGCUUAUUUAGAGGACAAACUGAAUGCAAAAAAAAUCGAUUUGGUGUUCCUCAACAAGAAAUCAAAAAUAUCGGCGUCUUGGGAGCCGGUUUGAUGGGAGCUGGUAUUGUUCAAGUAUCGAUCGACAAGGGAUACAAUGUUAUUUUAAAAGAUGCUGCGGAACCCGGAUUAAUACGAGGAGUUACGCAAAUUGAAAAAGGUUUAAUAAACGCUGUAAAAAGGAAGAAGUUAACAGACAUUGAAAAGGAUCGUUAUUUAGCUGGCUUAGACGCUACGUUGUCAUAUGAUGGUUUUAAAAAGGCUGAUAUUGUUAUCGAAGCUGUUUUCGAAGACAUUAAUAUUAAACAUAAAGUUAUCAAGGAAAUAGAAAGUGUGGCACCUCCUCAUUGCAUUAUCGCCACUAACACUAGUGCCAUUCCUAUCACUAAAAUCGCUCAAGGUAGCAGCAGACCAGAAAAGGUCAUCGGCAUGCAUUAUUUCUCUCCGGUAGACAAAAUGCAGCUUUUAGAAAUUAUUACCCAUGAGAAAACUUCUAAAGAUACGGCAGCUGCAGCUGUAGCAGUUGGUUUAAAACAGGGUAAAGUUGUAAUAGUCGUGAAAGACGGGCCUGGAUUCUAUACUACGAGAAUAUUGGCAGCUAUGAUGACGGAAAGUGGCCGUAUUUUACAAGAAGGCGUUAAUCCGAAAGAUAUCGACAAAAUUAUGAAAAAAUUCGGAUUCCCUGUUGGACCAGCUACGUUAGCUGAUGAAGUUGGUAUCGAUGUAGGAACCCAUAUCGGAAUAGAUCUCAGUAAUACGUUCGGAGAACGAUUUGCUGGAAUGAAUGUUGAAGCCCAAAAAGAAUUUGUUGCGAAAGGAUUUUUAGGUCGCAAGUCAGGCAAAGGUAACUUCCUCUAUAAGGCGAACACCAAAAAUAAAGACAUCAAUCCUGGCGCCUUAGCAAUUUAUCAGAAAUUUAAACUGGAACCGAAAGGUGCUCAAUCAGAAGAAGAUUUACAAUUGAGAAUGGUUUCGAGAUUCGUUAACGAAGCUGUGCUAUGUUUACAAGAAGGAAUUCUAAACGGACCUGUUGAGGGAGAUGUUGGAGCUGUAUUUGGAUUAGGUUUCCCACCUUUCUCUGGUGGUCCAUUCAGAUGGUUGGAUUAUUAUGGAGCUGACAAAUUGGUGUCGAAAAUGUCUGUCUACUAUGACUUGUACGGUCUUCCCUUCCAACCUUGCCAGUUGCUGUUGGACUACAGUAAAGACAGCUCUAAGAAAUUCUAUCCUUCGUAAUAUGAGCGAUAUAGGCGAAAGUAAUCAGUUUCAUUUCGUAUGAAAAUCAUGGUCGAGUGAUAUUUUCGAAUUUCAUUUUAGUUUGUGAUUUGUUCAUGUUUAAUUUCUACGUAUUCUACCGUAUUUUUCUUUUGUACCGAUGAUGUGUCUUGUAUUUGAUGUACAUAGUUAAUUUAUUUUAAUAGUUCAGGGUUUAUUUAUCUCAAUGUAUCUUAUACCUUUUUUUUAUGGCAGAAUGUUAACCGGUCUUUCCUUAUUUUAGGGGUAUUUUGAAGUCUGAUUAAAAAUAUUUUCUAUUAAAGUCUAUUCAAUUGCUGGAAUUCAACUCGAAUAAAUAUUUUUGUCUAUUGUUA
This is a messenger RNA of Planococcus citri (citrus mealybug), 3008 nucleotides long. It is a transcript of the gene Mtpalpha, whose product is annotated as monolysocardiolipin acyltransferase Mtpalpha. The coding region runs from base 367 to 2655 and encodes 762 amino acids. Gene Ontology annotation, cellular component: mitochondrion; mitochondrial fatty acid beta-oxidation multienzyme complex. Gene Ontology annotation, molecular function: enoyl-CoA hydratase activity; NAD+ binding; (3S)-3-hydroxyacyl-CoA dehydrogenase (NAD+) activity. Lineage: Eukaryota; Metazoa; Arthropoda; Insecta; Hemiptera; Pseudococcidae. Gene Ontology annotation, biological process: fatty acid beta-oxidation. The transcript is spliced from 13 exons. The record is from RefSeq and is a predicted model, not a curated record.